This is a messenger RNA of Athene cunicularia (burrowing owl), 3269 nucleotides long. It is a transcript of the gene IRAG1, whose product is annotated as murine retrovirus integration site 1 homolog. The coding region runs from base 623 to 3166 and encodes 847 amino acids. The record is from RefSeq and is a predicted model, not a curated record. NCBI's taxonomy places the organism in Eukaryota, Metazoa, Chordata, Aves, Strigiformes, Strigidae. The transcript has 26 exons.
ACAGAAUUCUAAAACUUAAAGCCUAAUGUGCUUGAAAACGUGAAGAGCAAAAUCCUAAGUCUGCAUGAGGACAAGGUUGAAUGUCAUGGAUGUUGCAGAAACUGGCAUUUUCUCAUGUCUGUGUUUGAAAACACAUAAAGAACACCAAUUCAAGGACCAUCCAGCAAAUAUGCUGUAUCUUGACUUAGCAGUUCAAAGGCCAGUGCUAACCCUGCUUACUUGUGAAGAAGAUAGGACCAUGAUCAGAGCAUUUGAGGUCAACUGCCAAGCUAUCAGUGGAGAUGGAGUAAAGCACCUUUAUCUAAGCCUUCCCUAACAGAGCACUCAGCUGUGACUCAGAGAGGGUGCAAAAGGCUUGUGCAGACUAAGAUUGUAGAUCAUCUUUGCCCACAUCCACUCUUCUUGUGACAUAAAGCUUCCUCUACUUCUUUGAAGUCAGAGGCACCACCAAGGCAUCGAAUGAUUUCUUUGAGGACUGUUCCUUAACUAUCCGGUAGGUGUCAUACCUGCCGAUCACAAGGCUUUUCAGUGCUUAUGCUUCAGGCUAACUUGAGACAUCUUCUCAGCAGUGCGUGGUCCUGUUAGUCCACGUUGCAGUUCCACGUGCUUCACACUGUCCACCAUGCCAACCUUACCUGAAGGCAAGGGACAAUCAGAAGAGGCACACCACCACAGUUCUCCAGCCAAAGACACUACUGUUGAAGGAACAUCAUGCAGUACACCUUCUAUUGUUCUCCCAGAGAAUGCUGUUACGCCAGAUGUAGAAAUUGAUAAAAAUCUGGUUAACAGGCCUCGUAGUCCUCAUAGGAGACAUUCUAACCGUGCCACUAGGAAUCCAGCAAGUUCGUUGACUUCUGUUGACAACAGCGGUCAUGUGAUUGAUCUGGUAAAUGAUCAGCUACCAGAUGUCAAAAUAUCGGAGGAAGACAAAAAGAAGAACCUUGAAUUACUAGAAGAAGCAAAGAAAGUAAGUGAGAGGUUUCUAAUGCGCAGAGGCAGAAAGUCAAGAAGCAGUCUUCCAGAGUCACCCACAGCAGUUUCCCCUACACUUAGUCCUAAAGUUUCACCAGUAGCAUCUCGGAGCAACUCUCUCACUCUUCCAGUUCCAUCAGGGUCUGAUGCAUGCACAACCACUACUGUUGAGUCAGUACCUCCAGGGCAGAAUAACAGAACUGUGAAAGAGGAUGGCAGGCAAACUGCAGAAAAUGCUGCAAAAGGAUUAAUUGAUAGAAGGCAAAAUGAUCAAAGAAAGAUUUCUCAGGGAAGGUUGGUUCCUCGUUCUGCUGGUUUUGAAAAUUCCAAAGAGAAGCUCUCAGAACAAAAAGAAAACUUUGAUCCAUGUAAACAUAUGGACACUUUACCUAAAUGCUCCCCUUCAGGUGGUGAUGGUGGCAGAAUGUCUCUUAACACUUGCAUGAAUGUUUGUGAAAAUGAACUUGGAAAAUCAUUCCUCAAGAAAGCAAAAGAAAAUGAUGUUCCUUUAAGAACCCACCUACCAGGACCAGGAAUAGGAAAUAUAGACUCAAAGCUAAAAAUUCCUGUUUCAGAAAUGAGGGACCAUAAGGUUUCAUGUAAACCAGAAUUUAAACUGUGUGGACUGCGUCCUCCUCUACUACGGGCUGUAUCAUGGGAUAGCCUGGAGCCUGGACAGAAGGAUAAAACACCCUUAAAAUUACCGUCCGAGGAAGAUAAAAGCUUUGUUGGUGGUAAUAAAUCUAACAAUCAAUUAAAAGCAUUCAAAGACCUUCAAAUCCAAGUUCAACCAGUUCGAAUGCAGAAACUGACAAAGCUCAGAGAGGAGCAUAUUUUGAUGAGAAAUCAAAAUUUAGUUGGACUUAAACUUCCUGAACUUAGUGAAGCAGCUGAACAGGAAAAAGGCCCUUCACCUCUCCCUUCCCCCACUGAAGAGGAAGAGACAAAGAAUAGCUCUGAUGUCAUGCCCAGCAUUCCUGAUGUAUUGCUGCGAAAACUGCGAGUGCACAAAUCACUUCCAGGAAGCUCCCCUCCACUUACUGAAAAAGAAGUUGAGAAUGUAUUUGUACAGCUUUCCUUGGCCUUUAGAAAUGAUAGUUAUACCUUGGAAUCUAGAAUUAACCAAGCAGAGAGGGAGAGAAAUCUUACUGAAGAGAAUGCUGAGAAGGAACUGGAAAGCUUUAAAGCAGCCAUUACGUCUUCAGCUCACUUAUGGCAUCACUAUGAACACCGGGAAGCCUACCAGAAACUAUUGGAGGAUAUUGCUGUUCUGCGUCGUUUAGCUGCUAGACUGUCUAGUCGUGCUGAGAUGGUUGGAGCUGUUCGCCAGGAGAAGCGUAUGUCAAAGGCAACAGAAGUGAUGAUGCAGUAUGUGGAAAAUCUGAAAAGAACAUAUGAAAAGGAUCAUGCUGAACUAAUGGAGUUCAAGAAACUUGCCAAUCAGAAUUCUAGCAGAAGCUAUGGUGCAUCUGAAGAUGGAGUACCUCGUUCAUCUAGAUCCAUGUCUCUUACUGUUGGAAAGAAUCUGCCUCGGAGGAGAGUCAGUGUUGCUGUUGUUCCUAAAUUUAACUCCUUAAACAUUCCUGGUCAGUCACCAGCCGCUUCACCUAUACCUUCAAUGCCAUCCCUGUCUGAAUCACCUAGUAAUGGAAGGAGCAAUCUAACAUCUACUCCUGUUCUGCCAGCACUUUUAGAAAACAGUGGAAAGACUAAUGGAGAGCCUGAGUGUGAAACCCCUGCUUCUGUGCUGACACAGAGUGGGUUGGAAGAGAUCAGUCCUGAAACUAAAGCCAAGAUAGAAGAGGAAGCAUAUAACAAAGGAUAUCAGGAAGGCUUAAAGAAAACCAAAGAACUUCAGGAACUGAGGGAAGAAGAUGAAGAGACACCAAAAGAAAGUCAUGAUGAACAUGAAGAAAGUGAAAAUGAAGAUGAAAUAAAAAACCUGAAAAGCAGCAGACUUGAAGUCAUCAUUAAUUAUUUACAUAUACUGUACCCCAAACUGUGUAAACACUGGAAUGUGGUAUGGCUUGUAGUGGCUGCGAUUACCAUUUUUGCUGUGGUGUUGGGAAUCUACCAUUCAUACAACUCCUGUGAUGAAAAAUCAGAGGGACCUGAAGGGAAGGCCAGCUGUUCUGCUGCCCAUCAAUAUUCCUGGUGGAACUCAGGAUUUCAACAUGAGCAACGCACUGAAUAAUAAAGGAACAGCCAUGUGUUAUGGUACCUGAGCAAGUACACCUGUUAGAACACAGUUGUUAAAGGUAGUGCUUAGUCAUCCUUAUUGGUUGUUAAAUGUGAUC